Nanorana parkeri is the source of this 769-nucleotide messenger RNA. It is a transcript of the gene TMEM216, whose product is annotated as transmembrane protein 216. The record is from RefSeq and is a predicted model, not a curated record. Gene Ontology annotation, cellular component: ciliary transition zone. The coding region runs from base 56 to 490 and encodes 144 amino acids. Gene Ontology annotation, biological process: non-motile cilium assembly. NCBI's taxonomy places the organism in Eukaryota, Metazoa, Chordata, Amphibia, Anura, Dicroglossidae. The transcript has 6 exons.
AGAGCUGUCAGCGGUAUCCAGGAAGUGACGUGAUACGCGUCCUUAGAGCAGCAAGAUGGCGUCUAAAGGGAGAAGACGCGGAGUUCUGUCCUCCACUCCUCUCGAAGUGCUCUUCUUCCUCAAUGGAUGGUACUGUGCCUCCUACUUCCUGAUCGAAGCGCUCAUAUUUAUAUAUAAAGGACUUAUAUUACCUUACCCCACCUCUAACCUCGUACUGGAAGUGGUGAUCCUUUUUCUCUAUCUUGGAAUUGAAGUCACGCGAUUAUUUCUUGGAUGUCGUGGGAACCAGUGUGAGCGGAAGCUCCCUCUUGUGGUCAGUGUGGGUCUAAUCAUUCCAGCCGGAUUGCUUGCCCUGUAUUUCCUGUUUCUUCAGACGUAUGCACUGCGGCUUGAGACCGUGCUCAGCUGUGUUCUUCUGCUGUUCUAUGCUUUAGAAGCCAUACUGAGCUGUGCUGCACUUAUAACAUUCUGCAGGGAACCAUCAUAUUAAGUAUUACGAGACCUACACCAGGAUGACUCUACUGGACUCCUGAAUGUUCUAUCUUUGUUUGCUGUGCAAAUCACCGAAGCCGUGGGCUUCCAUCUAGGCCACCAUUCAGUGUUAAGUGUUUCCUCACUGCUGGAAAAGACUUUUGCUCGAUGUAGUCACUGAAUGCAGCCUCUCUGUUUAUUGGGGAAGGAAGGGGGGGGGGGGCAGUGUGUUUGUGCAGUUGAUUAUGUGAUUAUUCCAUUGUGAGAGUUGACGGAAAUUAAACAAAUUUGUUUUUAG